Molecule: messenger RNA, 4703 nt
Organism: Conger conger (European conger)
Lineage: Eukaryota; Metazoa; Chordata; Actinopteri; Anguilliformes; Congridae
Gene: klhl40b
Product: kelch-like family member 40b
Exons: 6
Coding region: 96-1952 (618 amino acids)
Molecular function (GO): protein binding
Source: RefSeq, a predicted model, not a curated record
UAUUUCUUCUGAGCUAGGCUUUGAAUGAGACAGCACUGCUACACUACUGCACAGAGGUGACCGGGAAGCCUACCCUUUUCUAGGUUCGGUAAAAGAUGGCUUUGCCUAUAGAUCCCAUGGAAGAGCCCCGGCUGUACCAGCAGACCCUGCUGCAGGACGGGCUAUAUGACCUCUUGGAGAGUGAUACAUUUGUGGACUGUGUCCUCAAGAUUAAAGACAAGGAGUUCCCCUGCCACCGACUGGUGCUGGCCGCCUGUAGCGCCUUCUUCAGAACCAUGUUCAAGUCAGACCGGGAGGAGUUCAAAAAGCGGGAGAUCGUCCUAGAAGAAGUGGAGCCAGAUAUCAUGGAGCUCAUCAUCAAGUACAUCUACACAUCCAGUAUUGUUGUGACAGAGCAGAAUGUGCAGGACAUCUUCACGGUAGCCAACUUGUUGCAGAUCCCCUCCAUCUUUACUGUCUGUGUGUCCUUCCUGCAGAAGAGGCUGAGCCUCAGCAAUUGCGUGGCGAUUUUCAGGCUGGGUCUGAUGCUGAACUGUCCCCGACUGGCCAUCGCUGCCAGGAACUUCAUCUGCAACCGCUUCCAGCUGAUAAUGCUGGACCAGGACUUCCUCGACUUGAGCUCGAGCGAGCUAGCGGCCAUUCUCGCGUCUGACACCCUCAAUGUAGAGAAUGAAGACCUGGUCUUUGAAUCGCUGCUGAAGUGGGUUGCCAAUGACAAGGCUGGCCGGCUCAAGGAACUUCCAGGCCUGCUGGAGUGUGUCCGCUUCCGCCUGAUCUCCGAGGAAUAUUUCACAAACAAGGUGGAAAACCAUGAGUGGAUACAGUCCAACCCGGCGAUGGCAGACAACUUACAGCUAGUAAGAGAUGCUUACAGUGGAAAGCUUCCCGAAGUCAAGAAAACCACCAGUAAGAAGGCAGAGGGCAAGAAAACAGAGAAUGGUGGAGAAAUGGGUGAGGAAGAAGAAGAGGAGGAAGAGAAGGAAGGCUUGCUUCCAGGAAUCCUGAAUGACAACCUGCGUUUUGGAAUGUUCCUCAGAGACCUCAUAUUCAUGAUCAGUGACACAGGGGCGGUGGCUUAUGACCCCACAGCGAAUGAUUGUUUUGUGGCAUCUUUGUCCAGCCAGGUUCCUAAAAACCACUGCAGCAUGGUCACUAAGGAGAAUCAGAUCUUUGUGGCAGGGGGACUUUUCUACAAUGAACAGAGCAAAGAAGAGCCUCUCAGCUCCUACUUUUUACAGUUUGACCCCAUGGGUGCAGACUGGUUGGGUAUGCCUCCUCUUCCAUCCCCGCGAUGCCUCUUUGGGCUGGGAGAGGCAGAGAAUGCCAUCUUUGUUAUCGGAGGCAAGGAGCUGAAGGAAGAAGAGCGCAUCCUGGACACAGUGAUGGUCUAUGACAGACAGACUUUCAAAUGGGAGGAGGCAAAUCCACUUGACUUCGCAGUUUAUGGUCAUGGAACUGUGUCUCAUAACGGACUCAUCUAUAUAAUGGGAGGAAAGAGUGAAGACAAAGAGUGCAUAGAGAAGACGUGUGUUUACGACCCAAAGACGUUUGAGUGGAAGGAGCUGGCCCCAUUAAAGAUCGCCCGCUCUCUAUUUGGUGUGACAGUCCACCAAGACAAGAUCUACGUGGUGGCUGGAGUCACGGACACAGGACUCACCAACACCGUGGAAGUCUAUGACAUAGCCAACAACAAGUGGUCUGAGUUUCUGGAGUUCCCUCAAGAGCGAAGCUCCAUCAGCCUGGUCUCCACGGCUGGCUCCCUAUACGCCAUUGGGGGGUUCGCUAUGAUGCCCAGUGAAAAUGAGGAAUUCACCCCCAAGGAGAUGACUGACAUCUGGAGAUAUGAUGAGGCGGAGAGGAAGUGGAUUGGUAUUCUAAGGGACAUCCGCUACGCAUCGGGUGCCACCAUCCUGGGUGUACGUCUAAAUACGCUGCAUCUUACCAAGAUGUAAACAUCACAGCACCCUGUAGGUGGAGAAGACCAGGUGCAAGUAACCUGCCCACUCUGUGGUGCCACCAGAGCAGAAGAAUCGAGUCUUCUUCAGUUCUCAGACAGGAAAUAUAUGUCAUAUCAUCCCCAUGAGAACAACCCGAACUAAAAAAUACACAAAGGCGAAUUUGAAGCAGUAACUUCACCAUUUGGCUGUCAGUUGAACUUACUGUACAGCUGUACUACAGCAUAUUAAACUAUAUAGUGGAGUUGGGCAGAACUUAUUGCUGGAAUAGGAUUCCAGGCCUGUAUGUGCUGUCCAGAAUGAAUGUGUGUGUGACCGCAUAUAAUUUUUUAGUUAGCAUUGAAAAUGGAUGUUGAUUGAUAAUGGAAUGUUCCAGAACUCUUUAAUCAUCAGCUCAGCUUCCAAACCAUAACAAUGAGGUUUGUAAAAAGGUUUGGUAUUAUGAUAACUUGCAGUUAUGAUUUACUUUCAUAAUUAAUUCUUGCUAACCAGUCCAAUCCUCAUCAAAUAACUUUUUUUAUCAUAUAAACUGUGAAAGUGACCCCAUGGUGUCUUAGAUAAUUACAAGAAUAUUUUGUGGGCAACACAUGAACAGCAAAAGUGGCCCACAGCAGAAGGCCCAAGAGACAGUAAAAUGAUUGUGUUCACAUACCUACAUCUUAUCACAGUCCUAAGAUGUAGGUAAGAUGAGAGGGAACAGUAUUUACGGAGGCAAGAGACCUCACCCAAAACCUUUUUCAAAUGUUACGUAAAAGUAAGCUUCUAUUUGUAAAAUUGUGUUUUCUUUGGCAAAUAAAACUAAAGAGCUAUAAAGACCCUUGAUCUGUGCAACAACAUCGCACUGCAAUUUAUUAGGCUGUAUGAAUUAAUCCAACCAUGCCGAUCCAUUAAUGAUUCAACAGAGGGAGCCAGAACUCAAUGUUUUUCACCUUGGAUGAUCUUCUGGAGUAGACAACAAAUCAAGACAUGUUUACAGCAGCCACGUUUCAUUUUGCCAUUAAUAAACUAGACAUUUUCCCCCAAGUGAUCAAAAGAACAAACAUGCUUGACUUUGCAUAUUUAUUAUGCCCGAGUGCCCAUAAAUGCAGAGACAUGUGUAAAUCACCUUGCCUUUCCCUCUGUACCGGCCUCAGACAAUCCCCCGUUGUUGUUUUUUUAUAAUUGAAAAUUUUAUGGGGCAAACUGGUGACUUACUGCCCUGGAGAGUGAGCAAUACUGGUAUAUUCAGACUCGUGUUUUUUUUCCCCACGUGAGGUAAUCAUUCUAGUUUUGUUUGUGCAGCUGUUUCUGCAAUAUAAACAACCUCUACCCACUUUAUAAAAUCCAACAGGGCUUUUGAUCAUUAUUAUAAUUCCACAGUCAUAUGAAUAAGGACAGUGAAACAGUAAUUACUUAUUAAAGAUGUUCAAAGAAAGGAUAUGAAUUUUGAUUAGAAGUAUUUAAAUAAUUGACGUCUGGAAUAUCUAAGGUCAAACAUAGUCUAAAUAUAUAAAUAUUCUGAAUAUCUCUCCAAAAUAUCAAUACCAGAAUUAUUAGAAGAAUCAUGGAGUAUGUCCCUUACACAGACAUAUCCUCAAUUAUUAUUUUGUUAACUUUUAAAAUGAGUGGUUCUCUGAAAUAUUUUGUGACAGCCACUAAUUGGUGGAGAGAACCACAAAAUGUGGAAAAAAAGCAGUAUUACAAGUUGUCAAAAAGUUGCACUGCAGGUUUUUAAAUCCAAGUACAAAGUUCAGUCCUCAAUUCCCGCAAGCACAGCAGCCCUUUGUCCGAAUUUAUCCAGACCUCUGCCACGACCACGUCCUUUGCCAGCCCUCGAGGAGUGCUGCAGGCACACUGCAUACCAAGAACAGUUAAUUAGGAGGAGACACGACUGAAACCAAGGGGCUCAUACUGCAUGUCAGUCCUGGGAAAGCAAGCCCCUUUGUCUCUUGUGAGGAAUGUUGACUGUACACUUUAAAACAGUGUACAGUUUAAAACUGUCUGCAUUCCAACAUUAAGUAAGAAGUUGGAGGAGCGAGAUUGAGGGUUCUGGAGGCAUAGUGUGCAAUGUAGCUUUCCUGCUGUUAAUGGUGCUGUGGACUCCAUUAUAAAACUGCCCACACAGAAGUUUAUAGGUUACAAAAUUGUAUGAAAAUAUUAUUAUUUUAAUAAUAUAAAUAAUUAUUCCUACAGACACAGCGGAAAACUUGUGGCUGGAGAUUUUAGGAAAGAUAGGAUUGAAUUGAAGAAUGGUCGAAGUCCUUAAAAACACAUGCCUUAUUGGGUUCUCUAUAAAGCUGUGUGUGUCUCUAUAAACACAAUGCACUCCAAGGCUCUAAAAAAGACUGAAGAACAAGAACAAUGAAUUAAAUAUCAGCAAAACAUACAAAAUGUUAUAGGCAGCAAAUAACCACAGGAAGCAAUCUCGUUGGAAUAAUAUAGAUCUAUAGAAUUUAAUAUGGAAAUUAUUGUUUUUUUUCUCUUUCCCGUGUUACAGACAAUAUACACUUGCCAAUACAAUAAAUGACAUGGAAUAUAGACUAAUAGUAUUAGCACCUCUAGACAUAAUUGUCCUUGUAUUAUUUUUACAUUUCUGUUUAGAUAACCACAACAGCUACUGUCUACAUGUAAUCUAGUAUGUACACAGGAGUUAACUAAGACAUUGUGUUUACAUAGUAAAUUACUGAAUCAGCAUUCAAAAAGAUUGACACAGAAUUGGCUUCCUAAAUCUGGAUUGGGAGGGAAAGGUGGUUAAGAUCAGAACCUAGC